Lolium perenne is the source of this 586-nucleotide messenger RNA. NCBI's taxonomy places the organism in Eukaryota, Viridiplantae, Streptophyta, Magnoliopsida, Poales, Poaceae. The record is from RefSeq and is a predicted model, not a curated record.
AAAAUCGUUUGAAAAUACAUGGCCCAUUGCCGCAAAGGAAAUAUAUGACCCACACUGCAAGGGACCCUAAAAAAGACCCACACAGCCCAGACCUACACUACGCCGCCGUCCAGUCGUCUUCGUCCAGUCCCCGCCGCCGCCGCCGUCCAGUCGUCUUCGUCCUGCCGCGCGCCGCCGAUGGCAGCACCCAACAAGGCCGCUCCUCGCGCAGCAAGCACCUCGGUGAUUGGUCGCUCCCUAUCUCCACGGACGGCGAUGGCGGAGGGCUCGAUGGACAGGCUCACCGACGACAUCCUCGCCAACAUCAUCUCCCGCGUGCCCUACAAGUCGACCUGCUGCUGCAAGUGCGUCUCCCCGCGGUGGCGUGACCUCAUCGCCCACCCCGACCACUGCGCCAAGAUGCCCCAGUCCCUCAUCGGCUUCUUCUACGAAACCGACGACGGCCCAACGAAGGAUCGCUCUUUUAUCAACGCGUUAGCGCAAGGCUGCCCUCCUCUCGUCGACCCCUCGCUGUCCUUCCUGCCCAAACACGAUAAUCUUCACAUCUUGCACGGCUGCAACGGUCUCCUCCUCUGCCUCCUCUAGG